Pelmatolapia mariae (spotted tilapia) is the source of this 1027-nucleotide messenger RNA. RefSeq names its product parathyroid hormone 2 (gene pth2). Gene Ontology annotation, biological process: neuropeptide signaling pathway. The record is from RefSeq and is a predicted model, not a curated record. The transcript is spliced from 3 exons. Gene Ontology annotation, cellular component: extracellular region. NCBI's taxonomy places the organism in Eukaryota, Metazoa, Chordata, Actinopteri, Cichliformes, Cichlidae. Bases 533 to 1027 code for a protein of 164 amino acids.
UAUUAUAUGUGCUGAAGAGACUGAGGAAAUAAUAUUUCAUGAAAGCUGCAGAAGCGUUGCCACGGUGAUAAAAAAGUGACACCUGCGGUCUAUGAAAAAGUCACGAAGCUGUCGUCGUUAUGAAAACAACGCCAGCGAAUCCUGUAGUAUUACAAUAAUGAAAAAAAAAUCAAUGUUAAGAACGUGGCUGUGUCAGCCAGCUGCAGAGAGAUGACAGCCAUGUUAAACAGGUGUCUCCGGGGUUAAAGGUCAGCACAGCCCGAUUCACUUCCAGGCACCAAAAGCUCCUCGUUAGGGCUCAAACUCGCCGUUUCACGGUUGCCUGAGAAAUAACGAGCUGGAGGCGAGCGGUGACCUCGGGGUCAGGGCGCCGGCGUUUACAGCCGCUCUGUCAGCCUCAGAUUGAAACACGUGACGCGCACACCUGAAGCCAGACUUUGUUCCUCAAUGCAGAAUAAAAAUGUUUAGGAAUUACAUCAGUGACCAUCAUUAACCAGAGGAGGCGCUGCAACAUGAAAUCACAACGAGCUUCAUGAAACUGAAAAUUCUUCUUCUGUUUGUUUUUAGGAUGUCUCAGCUGCCUGUUUUUCCCCGCACGUGCAUCCCGCUGCUUUGCAUUCUGGGUAUGAUCUUGCUGACGUCUGGCUUCCCUCAGCCUCGUCUUCCUCUCAGAAGUUCGGAAGAUUCGGAGGAACACAAACGAGUCGACUGGGAUGUCCUCUACCCUUCCAUCUCUCUCCGUGAUUGGAGCAUCCAAAUGAUGUCAGCGCCCGGCCUUAGAGCAGCAGCCAACAGCAAAGCAGGACUGAUGAGGGAGGCGUGGCUUUUUGCUCCAGAGGGGGUGGAGACAAGUGUGGAGGGGGCGUGGCCUGCCGAAUGGUCGUCUCCGGGAGCCGGGAUGGCGAAGAGGAACCUGGUGGUGGCCGACGACGCGGCUUUCAGAGAGAAGAGCAAGCUGCUCACCUCCAUGGAGAGGCAGAAGUGGCUCAACUCGUACAUGCAGAAACUGCUGGUGGUGAAUUCGUGA